AUGUUUUGUAAUUUUCGGAGUACACUGAACGGCGUAUGUGAUUUGCUAGGCCUAGAGGAGGGAAUUGAGUCAGUAGCAGCUAUAAAAGAGCAAUACGAACGCAAAUUGGAAGCAAAUAAGCGAUUGGGUACAAAGGGAGUCUGUGAGGGUUACUGUAAUUACCACUAG
This is a messenger RNA of Debaryomyces hansenii CBS767, 168 nucleotides long. RefSeq names its product DEHA2E08162p. The record is from RefSeq and is a predicted model, not a curated record. Bases 1 to 168 code for a protein of 55 amino acids. The transcript has a single exon. Lineage: Eukaryota; Fungi; Ascomycota; Pichiomycetes; Serinales; Debaryomycetaceae.